Messenger RNA from Ophidiomyces ophidiicola, 498 nucleotides. RefSeq names its product tropomyosin-2 (gene TPM2). Lineage: Eukaryota; Fungi; Ascomycota; Eurotiomycetes; Onygenales; Onygenaceae. The coding region runs from base 1 to 498 and encodes 165 amino acids. The record is from RefSeq and is a predicted model, not a curated record. The transcript has 3 exons.
AUGUCGGGCAUGGGAGCUCAGUUUCUUGCGAAACACAAGCAACUCCAAGAAACUAAUGACAGUCUCCGAGACGAAGUUGUGCAGUUGAAGGAUGAGAUCAAGCUUCUUAAGGAGCAGAACCAGGAACAGGAACGUCAGAUCUCAGAGCUCUCCCAGGGCAAGGAACUACUUGGAAGUGACAUCGAAAGGGUCCGUGGUCAACUUGGAGAGGCUAAAGAGGCGCUUGAUGCCGGUGCCCAAGACAAUGCGAAAUUAAAGGCCCUUGAGAGCCGCGUUGAGCUGCUACAAGCCGAGCUUGACGAGACCUUUGUCGCCGCACAGGCAGCUAACAAGAGUCGCCAAGAAGCCGAACUCACAGCAGAGCAUUUUGAACGCCAGGCGAAAUCCGCUGAAUCGCAGGCUAAAGUGUGGGAAACAAAACAUGAUGAAAUUUCUCAGAAGUAUAGCGACUUGCAGGCAGAGAUGAAGGAGUUGGAAAAUACGCUCAACAGUCUUUAA